AUGUUCAUGCACCCUGCCGUACGUAAGGGUUUUAUCACUGAACCAACUUCUGUCCCGUUCUUCAACCACCAGGAUCCCAUUUGCAUACAAGACGACCAACUCCUACCUGAAUAUUCACACGAGGCCCUGUAUCACCAGCCACGACUUCAGACCCCUUUCCAAUAUCACCCAGACUUGCAGUUCGUUUCUCCGCCGUCUUCCGCCCCAUCCUCUCCCACCUCCUCUCCCGCCUCGAUCAUUUCCCACUACCCAACCACGGCGGUGGCCGCGGAUUACUCUUCUGCUGUCUUCGACAGCAACUCCUUCGAGGCACCUUCGAUGACCCCUUCCUCCUCAUAUAACCCCACGAUCAGCUACCAACCUUCGGCCUCACCACAAUCCUCCCAGCCCUACUUCUACCAACCAUACUACGACGAUAACGCCCAAAUGCUGGCGCAACAUUCCGCCCCGAACAACCACGGGUGGGAUGGGAACCUGCAGUUGCUGAACGCUGCUCGCAUUCAAAAUAACCUAUCGCGCAUGUCCCAGUACAAUAAUGACUCGCAUUUGAAAGUCGCUUCCAGUCCCUCCAGCCGAUCAGCGCCGGCCGGCAGCUCCUAUCAGAGGCUCAACGGCCAGUCGAAGCCACUUCCCACCCCAUCUCAGACUCCAGUGCAGAACUCGCUUCUUGCAAGUUCAUUCCAGGACGGUAGUUCAGCUGACGCAGAAGCCGCUAUGAGGCGGGCUGUUAUGGAGCAACAGCAGAAGCAGCAGCAGCAGCAGCAGCAGCAGCAAUACCAGCCUCGCCACCAGCACCAGUCCAGCGAUUAUUCAGUGUCGACUGUGAGCCAGAACUCCCCAGUCACUCCGCAGACAGGCUUCGAUGAACUCGACGAGUCAUCGAAGACCACCAAUGACUUCGUCCAUCAAACUCCGAACACGUUGACAAUUGGCAUUCCCAAGCUGAACCGGACCAUCUCUGAUAUUUACCAAGAUGAGCUGUACAACCCGGCUUUGAUGCCUACGCCACAGGUCCCCAAGCAGCCCACUAAUCAGCAAAAUAUGCUUGCUCCGGCAUACCACAGCACCAUUGCUGAUAGACUGCAGGCUGCGAAUCAGGGUCACCUGUCUGCGCGGUCACAGUCUCCUAUGGGAAGCCUGCAGCGAGAUCGCUCUCCUUUCCGACAGAACUCUCCAAUGGCUGCGGAGUACAAUAGCGCUGCUUUGCAUCACCCUCAAAUGGCGACCAGUGUGCCUGGACCACAAAAUGGUGUGAGCAUGGCCUCGUCAUCGCAGAACGAGCCGAAAACGAUGUCUCCCAAGGAUGCACUGUUGGAUUACCAUGAGGGCGAUGACUCUGAUCUGCACGCACCUGGAAUGCCGCUGUUUCCCCCCUCAUCCCAGCCCGAUUUCAAUCUGGGCGAUGCGCUGAGUGGAUUGCGUCGCGAAAGCUCUUCCUCUUACCAACCCACCCAGAACUUCACUUCCAUGGAGGCUUUCCCCGCACAAUAUGCCACUCAUGUGUCUGGGCAGCAAUAUCCUUUUGGCCAACAGCAGCAGAAUUCCCACCAGCAACAGUCUAAACAGAACAGCCUCCUUCAUCAGACUCCUGAGUUCCCUGCCUCACUGCCACGAUUUGAGUCCACUGGCAGCGAAAUUCUUCCUACGACCGAGUUGACAUCUCCUCGUGGACAGCCAAGAAUGGCCAUCCAGCCUGUCAAGGCGGAAAUUGCUCGACCUGACAACACCUCGUCUGACAGUGGGACCUACACCUGCACCUAUCACGGUUGCACUCUACGGUUCGAAACGCCCGCUAAGCUACAGAAGCACAAGCGUGAGGCGCAUCGCCAGACCACUCCUGGUGGGCACCUUGCCGGGCGCGACAAUUCGGCCCGGAACUCUCAGGCGGGUCCUCACAAGUGUGAACGCAUCAACCCCUCUACGGGCAAGCCGUGCAACUCGAUAUUCUCUCGUCCCUACGAUUUGACCCGCCACGAGGAUACGAUCCACAACGCUCGCAAGCAGAAGGUUCGGUGUCACUUGUGCACGGAAGAGAAGACCUUUUCUCGCAAUGAUGCGCUCACCCGGCACAUGCGCGUGGUGCACCCUGAGGUCGACUGGCCCGGCAAGCAGCGUCGGAGAGGCAGGGAGUAA
Molecule: messenger RNA, 2133 nt
Organism: Aspergillus saccharolyticus JOP 1030-1
Lineage: Eukaryota; Fungi; Ascomycota; Eurotiomycetes; Eurotiales; Aspergillaceae
Product: stress-regulated transcription factor RPN4
Exons: 2
Coding region: 1-2133 (710 amino acids)
Biological process (GO): regulation of transcription by RNA polymerase II
Cellular component (GO): nucleus
Source: RefSeq, a predicted model, not a curated record